AUGGUCAACAUCAAGUAUGAACGAGUGAAGCAAACGACGGAUCAGGAAGGAGCCGGCGGCGGGCUGGAGGAAGAAAUAGAGCUCGAAACCAACAGACGAUCGGACCACGGUCAGUACCACCAAAGCAACAACAGCCUGCACUUACGCGGACGGUGGCGGGGCGAUACGCGCAAGAAGCACGCCUUCACGAACCGGAUCGUCGUAACGCUCGUGCUGAUCGUUUGCUACUUUUCCCUCUCGAUCGGGCUCACCUUUUACCAGCGGCAUCUGCUGCAGCACUUUAAGCUACCGCUGUUCGUGGUACUGUACCAUCUGGUAAUCAAGCUGCUGCUGGCGGCGGCCGUGCGCGCCGUGCUGCGUUGUGUGACGCGCAAACCGCGCAUCCUGCUCGACUGGCGGACGUCGGUGCGCAAGAUACUGCCCACCGGGUUGGCCAGCGGGAUCGAUAUUAGCUUCUCGAACUGGGGUCUCGAGCUGGUCAAAAUAUCACUGUACACAAUGACCAAAUCCACAACGAUCGUCUUCAUAUUGAUAUUUGCCAUACUGCUGAAGUUGGAGAAGAAGAGCUGGUCGCUUGGGGCCAUUGUCGUCAUGAUCUCCGGUGGACUGUUCAUGUUCACCUACAAAUCGACCCAGUUCGAUGCGCUCGGCUUUUCCUUCCUGCUGUUUGCCUCCCUUUCGAGUGGCAUCCGUUGGACGUUUGCGCAGCUGAUCAUGCAAAAGUCGAAGCUCGGUCUGCACAACCCGAUCGAUAUGAUAUUCCACAUGCAGCCAUGGAUGAUACUGUCCGUACUGCCGUUUACCAUCGGAUUUGAAGGACGAAAGCUUCUCGAAGGUUACGACCUGGUGCAGCAGCUACCGUCGGCUGUGGUGGUCGAUAUGUGGGCCAAAAUUUCCAUCGGAGCGUUCAUAGCGUUCGCGAUGGAGGUGAGCGAGUUUAUGGUCCUCACCAACACCUCUAGUCUGACCCUGUCCGUUGCGGGCAUAUUUAAGGAAAUUUGCCAACUGAUACUCGCGGUGGAGUUGAACGACGAACAUCUCAGCACGGUCAAUGUACUCGGGCUGGUCAUGUGUCUGGGCGGUAUCUGCUGCCACGUGGUGCACAAAUUCCUAACCUACCGGGAUGAAACGACCAAAUCGGCGCUCUCCUCGCUAGACAAAUCCACCGGUGGGUACCUCGAGGACCACGACGACGAGGACGACGACAUGCGCCCAUCCGGUGGUGGACUGGUAGGCAAAAACGGUAGCCUCAAGUUCGGCAAUGGUGGCACCGGGGGCAGUGUUGGUGGUGGUGGUGGUGGUAGUGCAGCUGGAGUACGGUUCAAGGGUGGCCAGUACCGACCGUUGCUGGUGAACGAGGCACGCGACGCGGACGACUCGGACCAUCUGGUGGUGGAGAACCGGAACUACCUGUCGGACGACAGCGAGCAGGAGGAGAACAGUACGCAGGACGUGCUGUUCGACAUACUUAAGCGCCGCGAGCGAUAGUCAUUCCAAGGGAGGGAAAAAGAAGGGGUUGGGGGGUGUAAGGGUAUGAUUGUUGGAUAGAGCAUUUUUUAAGUUGUUAUUUGUUGUAGUUUUGAGUAAGCGUAAUGCUGCUUCAGGGCGCUCUGCUUCUUUCCGUGUAGCAGACAUUAUUCCAGUCACUUGAAUUGUAUAGUGUACCAUUAUUACUUAAUUUUGAAGCUACCAUGCAUUUCAGCAAAAACAAGUAUUCACAUUUCCAUGCCAUAUACAUGUCGAUGUGUGUAGGAAGCCGAUUUUAAACAGGUUGUUUUUUUAUUAUUACUGGGGGUUUGUUUUAUUGUCAACGCUUAAGCGGGGUGUGCCACGUGGGCACUAUUUUGUGCAUUAAGCAAAUGUAUGUGAUGUAUGUUUUUUUCGUUCUUUUCUUUGUUUGUGUUUUAAUUAGACUGAAUUUAAAAUUAGCAAAGCUUAGUUAGUGUAAGGAGUGUGUGAGUUAGCACAUAAGCGGCUUACCGAAUGACUGAUGCGCAAGGGGUUUGCCGCUUACGGUAUAGUUUGUGUACUACUACUAUUACUACUACUACUUACCCCUUUACACUCUGUUACCUACGUGAUGUCUGUGUGAGACUAUCGACUAGCAAAUUCAAACACUAUUCCAAGCCAGUUAUCAAUUCCCUUUCAACCUUUUACCAGAAGUACCGAGAACCUCCAGUGAGGGCACCUGAGUGAGUGGAACAUAGUCAGCGGUCAACGCAGUCAAUCCCCCGCCGGAUUUUUAUUACUGUAGAGAAGGAAUUAAGUUUGCCGGUACGAAAAAUAAAACGUACCUUAAUUUUGUACGUACACCACUUACCUCCUACUGGUGGUCGAAACUGAUGCAGACAAAAAACACAAAGAUAAUUAAACACUUAACAAGCAAUCAAUAGGAGGGAACUCAACAAAAUGGGGGAACAUAUUCAAAAAAAAAAAAAA
Anopheles arabiensis is the source of this 2439-nucleotide messenger RNA. RefSeq names its product solute carrier family 35 member C2. Bases 1 to 1488 code for a protein of 495 amino acids. Gene Ontology annotation, molecular function: antiporter activity. NCBI's taxonomy places the organism in Eukaryota, Metazoa, Arthropoda, Insecta, Diptera, Culicidae. The record is from RefSeq and is a predicted model, not a curated record. Gene Ontology annotation, biological process: UDP-glucose transmembrane transport. Gene Ontology annotation, cellular component: cis-Golgi network; endoplasmic reticulum-Golgi intermediate compartment; Golgi apparatus. The transcript is spliced from 6 exons.